Messenger RNA from Oldenlandia corymbosa var. corymbosa, 2497 nucleotides. NCBI's taxonomy places the organism in Eukaryota, Viridiplantae, Streptophyta, Magnoliopsida, Gentianales, Rubiaceae. The record is from the annotation of a GenBank genome assembly.
CUCAUUCAAACAAUUUUAUUUUUAAUUUCUUAGCAUUUUAAGUACUAGCUCAUAAGAUGCACUAACCUAAGCUCAUUACCUGAUCGUCCUCUCUAAAAACCACAGCACCGACACCAUUUUGGUUUUCCAUGUCAAAAUCUGGUCCUCUGGCAAUUGGUACCUUGUUGCAAUGCAAAACUUUGACCUCCAAACUGUAUAACACUAUAACUUUGGGGGCGGAAAAUAGAAUAAAGAGAGAACUAAGGCUUAUUUCUGCAAUUACACUAAUCGCUAACCUAAACUAAUUUUCUUUUUGAAUUUUAUUUGCGACCUCUUCAUGAAAAGAAUAUGGUAGCGUAAUUGUUAAACAAAGAAAUAAUUAUUCAAAAAACUUAAAAAAACAGAAGAAACAACAUUGUGCAGGCGAAUUUCGAUGAUUCCAUAGGAAACGGGGGAAAAUCGGGAAGAAAGAAUAAACGGAAAAAUAAAGAAAGUUAUUACAGAGGAGGAGAGAAAUUCAAGAAAAGUGUAGAGAUAUGAGAGAGAUCUCAAUUCGGAGAUGGCUGCGGUUCCUUGUGUUUUUUUCUUCAAUUUCUCUGCAAUUUAUUUCAGGGUUUUCGGAUGAUUCACCUAAUGCCAAAAACGGGACAAAAUCUGACAGUCACACUCCUUUAGCUGGUAGCAAGGGAUCCCGUAUUGCGAUAAUAUGCCUUAUUGUCCUAGCGGUGGUGGUCCUAUCUUUUUCACUUUUCAAGUUCUGGCAAAAAAAGAAGCGUGAAGAGCAGUAUGCCCGUUUGCUUAAGUUGUUUGAAGAGGACGAUGAGCUUGAACUUGAGCUAGGUCUUCGGGAUUGAGAUUUCUUUCCCAUUCACUGUGGGUAGUAGUCAAAACGGAAAGAUGAGAACUGAUGGCGUGAAUCGGAGGCCUUGUUGGUCUCUUCCUUUUGUUUGAGAGUUGCCUCAAUAGGCUCGAGACUGAACCUGAACAAAGAUUAAUUGCAACAAGGCUGUCCUCUCUCGCAAGUCUCACACAAUCCUGGAUAUAAUUCUGCAUUAACAAUAACAGGUAGAACACAAUUAAAUCUGUACUUCGAGCUAAAUAAAAUAUGGAUAUCGAGCCUCGAUCAAGCAGCAUUAAUUAAAGCAGACAGAAAAUGGAUGAUCAUGAUCUUUCCUCUCCACCUCCACCAGAUGUCUAAAUGAUCUUCUUGGCCAUAUGUAUUUGCGAUGACAAUGAACCUGGCAAUUUUAAUAACAGCGUCCAAGAAUCCAAAUGAAUUCAUUCAUCUCAGAAUGCAUAUCUUCGUGAAGAGGAAUCACUUUAUACCGCAGACUACAUCGUCAUUUGACAGAAAAGAGCCUGCGGCGCUGGAGAGAAAUCUAUUCCAACAUGCUAAAAUUUCUCUCUUUUAAGCAUAAACACCACCGCAGCUGUUGGUCACACAGAUAUCUAGAUUCUCCUACUACAAGGAUAUCUGUGUAAGUUCUUACAUCUGACUAAUUUCAGUCUCCAGAACAGUAAAAUUAAAACAGAUUAUUCUAAGAUAACAACAUUUAAGUUUUGAUAACUGCAAUUUAUCUGUUAAUCAAAUAUCAGUUCUCUGUAGCUGCUUAUCUGCAAAAAGCCUUGUACUAUUGUUAAAAAAAACUCCCAAAAAAUCCACCGAGAAUACAUCAAUCUUAUUGAGGCUCACGAGGGUCAUAAGCAACUUAUAUGUUUAAUAAAAUUAAUAAAUAUGAUCACUGUGACUGAUUAAAAAGAAUACAUAGUCAGGUAGAAAACUAUGUCUAUGAGUUAGCAUCUUCUAGCCCCCAUACAAGCUUGUUUCAGGGUGUCAUGAGCAAUUUACUGGCGUCCAGCUACAGAGUUUCAGAUAACGAGAUCUAGGGUUAACGAGAUCAGGGCUUCAGAGAGAGCUGUGACAAGAUAUCAGCUUGUCCAUUAAGGUUAUCUUCCUGUCUUUGCUCUUUUCAUCCCGGUGCUAUUGAAAGGAGACAUGCUCGGACUCAUACUUGGGCUCAUUAUGGGGCUUUCUUCCCUUAAAGUUCCAUUUAACAUAGCUAGUUCUCUAAGUUGUUGCUUUUUGUAAAGGUCCAUUGAUUCAUCCUGCAAGGCCCAAGCAUAAGAUAUUGCUAGAGAAGAACUAUGGGAGUUCAACGUUAUCAUUAUGGUUUUAAACUUCUAAAGCAUACCACAGGUUUUAGGAGUUUUUCCAAUAUGGCCACAGCAUGAUCCACUCGAGAUUCAAUCAUAUCUUCAGGAAAUUCAGCUUCAAGCAAGAUGUGGAGUGGUUCAUUGAGGUGUUCAUAUCCAGGUUUAUCUUUCAGUUUCUCUUCCUGAAGUAGACAAGCCGACUCAAAUAAGAAUUUUAAGAGCAUUUAAAAGCUGCAUUGUUCAAUAAAACCAACUACCACAAAACCUAAAAGAGACUCUCAAUCACCGCUACAAGUCGUUUAGGUUCAAAACUAUACCAACAUAGAUUUAACAAUUUGGUACCUUGACUGUGUCCUUCACCGAA